This is a messenger RNA of Olea europaea var. sylvestris, 1949 nucleotides long. RefSeq names its product katanin p80 WD40 repeat-containing subunit B1 homolog. Gene Ontology annotation, molecular function: microtubule binding. NCBI's taxonomy places the organism in Eukaryota, Viridiplantae, Streptophyta, Magnoliopsida, Lamiales, Oleaceae. Gene Ontology annotation, biological process: microtubule depolymerization; microtubule severing. The record is from RefSeq and is a predicted model, not a curated record. Gene Ontology annotation, cellular component: katanin complex. The transcript is spliced from 11 exons. Bases 459 to 1949 code for a protein of 496 amino acids.
UAUUGUUGUCUUCUGUGAUUAUGAAGCAGGGAUCUUGAAAACAAUUUCUCUUCUUCUCCCACCCUCCUCCCACCUCUUUAUCUCUGUGCUUUUUUGAUUUUUAAUAUCUUUCACAAAUUCAUACUUUUUGCUUCUCAAGCCACUCUUACAACUUCAUAUUUUCCGUUUCCUCGAGUAAAAAUUAAAGAAAACUGAAAGAGAUUCAAAGAUUUCUCGGACUGAUUGGGCUCAUUUCUUCACAGUAAAUUAGUACUUUCGUGAUAUGGCGUGAACGCAGAGCAAAAGUGUAAGAUUUCAAAUCGAUGCAAGUGCGGGCAAGUGCAUUUUUGAGAUCUGAAAUGAGCCAACACAGUAUUACGGCGUCGUCCCCAUUUCUGCAGAGCUGGAGUUUGUGCUAGGGGUUUUCUGCCGUCUCGUAUUCCCCCCGCCCCCCCACCCCGGAUUGUUUAGACUUGCAAAUGACGACCACCACCAAACGUGCUUAUAAGCUACAGGAAUUUGUUGCUCAUUCUUCAAGUGUGAACUGCUUAAAGAUUGGGAGGAAAUCAUCAAGGGUUCUUGUGACUGGAGGAGAAGAUCAUAAGGUCAACCUUUGGGCCAUUGGAAAGCCCAAUGCCAUACAGAGUUUGUCCGGGCAUUCGAGUGGAGUUGAUUCCGUAAGCUUUGAUUCUUCGGAGGUGUUGGUAGCUGCUGGAGCUGCAAGUGGUACAAUUAAGCUUUGGGAUUUAGAGGAGGCUAAGAUUAUUCGCACUCUCACUGGUCAUCGCUCCAAUUGUAUAUCGUUGGACUUCCAUCCCUUUGGGGAGUUCCUUGCAUCUGGAUCUUUGGAUACAAAUCUAAAAAUAUGGGAUAUUCGAAGAAAAGGGUGUUUACAUACAUACAAGGGUCAUACACGAGGUGUUAAUGCCAUCAGGUUUACACCUGAUGGCCGCUGGGUGGUGUCUGGUGGAGAGGACAACACUGUGAAGCUGUGGGAUUUAACAGCGGGCAAGCUGUUGCAUGAGUUCAAAAGUCAUGAGGGCCAGGUUCAAUGCAUUGAUUUCCAUCCCCAUGAAUUUUUGCUGGCAACAGGUUCAGCUGACAGGACUGUUAAGUUCUGGGAUCUUGAAACUUUUGAACUAAUAGGUUCAGCUGGGCCUGAGUUCACAGGAGUGCGUUGUAUGACCUUUAAUCCUGAUGGAAGAACCCUUCUUUGUGGCUUGCAUGAGAACUUGAAAGUCUUUUCAUGGGAACCAAUUAGAUGUCAUGAUACUGUAGAUGUGGGGUGGUCUAGAUUAUCAGAUCUGAAUGUUCAUGAAGGGAAGCUUCUUGGAUGUUCGUAUAACCAAAGUUGUGUUGGAGUAUGGGUUGUAGACAUAUCGCGUAUUGAACCAUAUGAAAUUGGUAGCGCUGCUCGAUUGAACAGCAACUCAGAGCCUAAAUCUAAUUCUGGUGGGUCAACCAUACUAACUGAGGACACUAUUAAGGGCAAUUUAGGCAGGCUUUCCAUUUCACAAAAUUCUGAUUCUGCGAAGGAAACUAGACCUCUUGCAAGGCUUUCUGUCUCACAGAAUUCAGAUCUGAAUGGGGACUCUAAAUCUCUUGCACCUGCUGUAAGUACAGCUGCAACUCCACAGAGGGGAAAUCUCAGUGUUGUUCCAAGAACUACUCAAGUCAAUUCAAUGGCAGUUUCCAAUGUGACAGCCCCCAAGAGGCAUCCUGUGAAGGUCCAGUCAACACCCAAUAUUUCAGUAUUCAAUAGAUCAGAAGUUAUACCUGUGCUUGUGCCUAGAAAUAAUCCGAGAAUGGAGCAGGCUGCUGAACAAAGAAAAGGAGGAGCUCCACUAAGAACACUGCCACUGUCUAUGCAGUCAAAAACAUCUGAUGAUCGAAAAUUUUCAUCUGUCAGAGAUGACUUGGAGAGGUCUACUAUUUCUUCCUUCUGGUUUAUCUGGCCUCGGCUGUGUUAA